Apus apus (common swift) is the source of this 8011-nucleotide messenger RNA. It is a transcript of the gene EXPH5, whose product is annotated as exophilin 5. Gene Ontology annotation, biological process: positive regulation of exocytosis; multivesicular body sorting pathway; intracellular protein transport. The transcript has 6 exons. Gene Ontology annotation, molecular function: small GTPase binding. Gene Ontology annotation, cellular component: endosome. The record is from RefSeq and is a predicted model, not a curated record. NCBI's taxonomy places the organism in Eukaryota, Metazoa, Chordata, Aves, Apodiformes, Apodidae. The coding region runs from base 14 to 5920 and encodes 1968 amino acids.
CAUCGCCAAAGCCAUGACCGCAGCGCCUCGGGGGCCAGAUCUCAGUUUCUUAAACGAGGAGGAAGCCAGGGCGAUUUUUCAGGUGCUUCAGAGGGACUCGGAGCUCCGACAGGCUGAGAAGGACAGAGUCAGCAAACUUCUAAAGAGGAAGAAGUCUGAAACAGGGCUGCAGGGAGUGACUGGAGAAUGGUUUGAAGAAAUACAAAGAAAAAAAUUUCAGAAUUACGGUGAUGUCAAUAAAAUGCUAAAACCACCACUAGAGCAUCAGCUGAAGAAGAGCAAAAACACCAAUCAUAAAGAAUUAAAAAUGUCAUCCCGCACAAAUCCUCAAGCACAAAAGAACACUUCAGCUUCCUUUCUGGGGUUUAGAUCACCUUUUGCUUGGCUCUUCUCCUUCAGAAAAUCAAGGAAAAACCAGGCUCAGAAGCAACCACGAUAUGACAGCUCUACUAGCCCAAAUCCACAAGUGGAAGAAAUGGCAACGGCUAAAGUGUGCAAUUCCCCAAUGUCAACUGAACCAAGUAGUCAUUCUUUUGAUGCAAACCAAAAUGAAAUGGUGGUGAAAAGUACACAGGAAUGGAAUGAACAGCUAGAGAAAGAGUUUUUCAGUGUUCUAAAUGAUCUGGAUGACCAGCUGGCCCAGGAACAAGCCCAAGACCCAUUGGACAGGACAGUUUCUACUAGCAGUGUAUCAAAUGUACAGUACAGUAGUGCAUUCCCUACUUCAAAGAGGCAGACUGCUUGCAGGGGGCAACACAGAAAUGACUGGAGUGACAUGCCUGGCACAUUCUUCCCAGAUGGACUGAGAACAUUAAGAGCCAAAGAUGAACACAAGAUUUUCAUCAGACCAAGGAAAUUACACAAUGCAUAUAUAAACUGGCACCAGACAGCCUUUCAAGAAGAUUACAAAUAUGGUGAUCCAGUUGGUGGAACUUCUCAUCCACUAAGCAGCAGGCUGUCUUCUGCUUCUUUUGGGCAGUCUUCAGAAGGUAGCUUAUAUCCUCCUUCCAUAACACAGAACAGUGGAUUUAGGCACAGGAGUUGUAUGAACAGGGGUACAGCUGGCAGAAGUUACUCUGUGUGUUCCCUUCGGAGAUGUCCAUCAGUAUCUUCUGACCAGCUAUCAGCAUCUAGUUUACAACAUACAUUAGCAAGGGAGAGCAAUAAUGGUUUUGUACCAAGAUUUGGUCGACAGAACCCGAAGAGAAUUCCUCUGUCUUCUAUUGUAUGGAACAACACAUCAGACUCUCCUGGACAAAUCUCAACUCCGGAAAAAGUGUUUAGAACCCAAUCACUGAUGGAGUUUAAUACUACAGACCAUAGCAGAUAUCCUAGCUCCUUGCAAGACACAAAGAAAUAUGCAUGUUCCCACUCAAAACACCACUACAGAAGAUCUAUUUCAAGCGGUAACUGCUUUAGUAGGGUUAGUUGCCCUGACAAAGCUACUUCUCCAUUGCCCUUUGAUAACUGGGAAAAUUAUCCUUUACACAAAUCAGAAAAUAACCUCUCUAGAUCCUACUACAGAGAUACUUCUCAUGGCAAGUUGUAUGCAAAUCAGAAAAAUUCCCCUUAUGGAAAAAAAGACAGCUAUCCUUCUUGGGCUGAUAUUCCUCAGUACUACAGUGAUGAAGCCCUUCUUUCCUCUGAUGUCAGCUUUGACAUGAUAAUGGCCAAUUUAAAUGACCAUCAGUGGGCACAUACAAAGAAUUCCAAGUUUGGUUCUCAGCGCCGGCAGAGUGAUUUUCACAUGUGUUCUCCAGAAAAUACAAGUAUCACAAGGAUAACAAGAAGUGCAAAUAGGACUUUUUCCGAGUUCACUGAGCCUUGGCUAAGUUGCAGCUCUUCAGUUUCUUCAUCUAGUACCAGAACUGAUGAGUCAGUCUUGCCUAAUUUGAAGGAUCAAACAAAACCUAAAGGACUGAACAGGAAUUCAGCUGUCCUUACCCAAAGAAGUACUAAGGCAGACUUUACACAACUGGAAAAUGUUGAAGGUAUGAAACUGCCAGAUGAAGACAUGCCGUUACAGUCAGUUUCUCGACAAGCAGGAAAAAACUACAUCAAUACCCAGAGUUUUCCCUCUAACAGCCCUGCCUCUGCCAUCUUGCAAAGUGAUGCAUGUCUCUUCAACACAAUGAGAUCAAAGAGACAACCCCAAGUCACUGGCAGAGGAGACAUUGCAAAAAUGUAUAAAAUAAACAGUGAUAAAAGAAAUGUACAAAUGAAGGAAAAUGAUUGCCCACCCAACAGUGUUUUCUGUCAGCCUCCCUGUGAUUUGCCAGCUGAUGAGAGCAGGAAGGAACCUUUUCUUCCAAGUCAGAAAGAAUGGGAACAUACUGUGCAUUAUGCAGCAAAAAGAGAGAGCAUCAAACAGGAUAAUCGGGGUGCAGAAGCCAUUAACCAAGCUGUGCCAAAGAGAUGGUCCUCACUGCUCAAUGUUGCUUCUGCUUCAUCCACUGAAAAAUCAGCAAACUGCCAAGGCAUGUUGCCCUGUCCUGCUGAAUGUUCAUCUAGCUCCUCACAGAUCUCUCCACAAGCACUUUCUCAUAAAGACAAUUCUAAAUAUUUAGGAACCCUAGCUAGCUCUUCAAUCAAUUGCACAGUUACUGAAUCUCAAGCAGAAGGUGGAAAAACAGCUCAAGUGAGUGGAAUAGGUGUUACCAAAAAGAUUUCACAGAAAACACUGCAAAAUGCAAGCACUUUAGACUGUAACGGACAAGUCACUACUAGUUCUCCACAAAAUGGAAAUUCUGGAAAUAUUUAUAUGCAGAGCUUUGAUGGAGACCCCAAGAGCCCUGAACAUAGUUUAAGUUAUUCUUACCUUGAAAAAGAAAGUGGAAAAAUAAGUGGUAAUUCACCUUGUAUUGAAAGGCUUAACAAGCAAGACAGCCUGCUGAGACAUAGCAGUAGCUGCAGCAUUACUGGCUCCCCUAGCAAAAACAGCCUCAGAUCUCCUGACCCACUGGUUAUUUAUUACACUUUGCCUAGAAAAUCAGCCAGCAUUGCAGGUAGUAUUGUAGGAGAUACACCAAUCGCUUUACCUAGACAAAACAGAACAACAUACAGUUGUUCAAGGUCUGAAACUCCACAUAAAGCUGAUGCCUUUUGUUCUAAUCAGAGAUAUUUGUCUUGUUUAGAUUCAAAACAUUCUUUUUUAACAUCAGCAUCAUUAAAUGCUGCUAAAAGUAACAAAGAAAAAGAUUACUCCAGCCCUUUAACUGGAAGGCCUGAUGAUUCAGGAAGUAGUAGCACAUCAGUUGAACUGACAGACAGAUAUAAACAUCUCAGCAAAAAAGAAUCCUCUGUAUUUUCAGAUUGUAAGGAGAGGGGAAAUCUUUUGCAGAAGUAUAAAACUACAAGCACAUUUACAGUUUGUGUUGAUGAAGAUCACAUCAAGUAUCAUGAACUAGUUUCAGUUUAUUACACAUUACCACGAAGACAUUCAAAAACGUUUUGUAAGCUCUUUAGAGAUAAUCCAGAGGAUGCAGAUUUGACUUGUCCCAAAGAAAAUGCUCAGUCACAAAGAAUAUGGAGCAAGAAAAAUGAAGGUCAUGUGAGUUUAGCAAAUGUUUUUUUGCCCAGUACUUUGGAAAAAGAGGUGCCUUCAUAUUCUUCUGACCAAAUAUCUUCAGCUGUGGUCGCAUCUCAGAACUUAGGAACUGCUGUUGAUAAUGAAGAAGAGAAUUCCCACUUAUCUCCUAGUUCUGAGCAGACAUGUACUUCAGAGUCAACAAGAAUGGUACCUAGCAGGAAAGACAGUUCAGCAGAUUUUUCAUUAGCAGAAAAUGUGCUUUCUGAAAGGGUGACAAAAGAGAUUUCUUUUGGUGGCCCACAAUCCACUGCAAUAGUGGCUAAGUCAGGUAGGGCCAUCUCUGGAAUAUGUCUAAAGGAAAAGAUGGAAAUUUUACAAACACCCACACCUCUAAUGUCCACUUUAUUAACCCCUCCCAAGCCAGACAGAUGUUCAGAGAAUCCUUUGUACUCUACUUCAACAAAUAAAAAUAUUAUACAGAAGGGAAGCUUUGAAAAUGGCUGUCAGCCCACUAAAGUGAACAGCAAUACAAAUCUGAAUAGUUUAUUUCUCCACCCAGGAGAGAAGAGUUCCCUUGGAAGGAAAGGUAGCACAGAGCAGGCUGAUGUGUCGCUUCCCCCUGAGGAAGACAUGUACAGGGAUAGUAACGAAGUCAAACAGAGAGCAAAUUUCCUACACCAAACCACACCUCUGUAUAAUAAUAAAUAUAGUGGACUGCAAUUAAGGGCUGACAGUUCAAGAAAAAAUGCAAGUUAUUUAAACUCUUGUAGCAAACUGCUUUCAGAGGGUCAGAAGCCAUCAUCUGAGGUAAGCACAGCUUCCAGCACUGAUCCAUUACUUCAGCUAGAGGAAGGGGUUAGCACAGAAACAGCUGAAUUAAAGAAUCCAAACAUUAAAAAAGAGCAGAACUCACAGAGUACUGGGAUGGGUAAAGAUUAUAGUGGUUUGCAGGAAUCAGAGAGGCACAAUGAAAGCAGCCUUAAUGUUAACUGUAAAGAUAAAGUCCUCAGGGUUACACAAGGUCAGAAGAUAACACAGAGUGCAGAAGACGAGAAUAAGCUUCUCACUGAUUGCACAAGAGACAAAGUCAAAGAUAUAGAGAAAAGGAAAAAUAGACCUUCAAUUAAAAACAAACUGGCAGCUGUUUACAAAACAAGUAGAAAAUUUUCAAGUAAAAAUUUACCCCCCAAACCACACAUCAGUAACAUUUUUUCACAGAAUGAUGGAAGUGCCACUUCUUUAGAGGUCAACACAUCCCUUGACUCACUGAUUUCAAUGGAUUCCCAUCAGCCAUUCCUGCCAUUGGACAAUGAAAAUCAAAAUCACAGUCUGAACCCUGAUAAGAAUACACCAGGAGCAAGAACAGCUGAGAAUAAGAACACUGAAAAUCAGAAUGAUCCUUCUUUACUUUAUAAUAACACCAGUUGGAGGUCUUCUACAAGCUCAUACACCCAGAAGGAAGCCAUCAGUCCAAAAAAAGCUACAGUGAAAGUGGAAAAUAGGCCAAUUCUUACAACUCUAUUUCCAGAUAAAACAGUAGCCACAAGAAAUAAGAAUGCCCAAACACUUGAUCUCAAGUUAGAAAGCAAAAGCCAGCCCACCUCUUCCAGUGCUACUACAUCAGCCCCAUUGGAUGAUGAGAAAAGAAUAGCCAUCAGUUCUGCCUGCGGUCCUCCCUUGCCAGUUUUAUCUGACAAAAAUUCAAACACAUAUGUAAAUAGCUGCUUGCUGGCAGACCUAUGUCCAGAGCAAAACUUGACUUCCCAGACAGUGCUUGGUGUCUGUCAAAAUACCUCUCAGUCUGCAAGCUUAAAGAAUGCCAACUUGCACAGCCAUCAGGUGUGCAAGAGUCAUGCCAAAAGCCAGCGAGAACGGCACCUUUCUGAGACUAUUUGUGCUCCAGACUCACAUGAGACCUUUGCCUCUGGAAGCAAUAUUCUGCCCAAAGGUGGUGUGCAUGGGAAGAGAUUUAAGUCUUACUCGGAGCUGUUGUCUUGUGAUGAAAAUGAAAACUGGGCAUCAGACAAUGAAAAAUGUCACAGCACUAGAAAUCUGAUGUAUCCUUCUGUUGAAUUUGGUAUAUUUGGCAAAGAGCAACAGUUGGCUUUCCUGGAAAAUAUCAAGAGGUCACUCACAGAAGGGCGAUUAUGGAGACCUUGUCUUCUUAAUAACCCUGGUGGUCUCAGAGAUUCAGAGACCCCUUCCAUAAACAGGGCUGAGCUUCUGAGCUCAAGUUCUGCUGGGAGCAAAAUGUCAUCGGCUGCUUCAUCCCCCCAAGAGCUGGCUGAUUUCUAUCAGGAAGACCCAGCAGCUUAUUCAGAUUCAGACAGUGAUACCACCACUGAUGAUGAAUACUACCUAGAUGAGAUAGAUAAGGAAUCAGAGCUGUGAAGGGCCCAUGAUACUAAGAUGGCACGAUAGCUCAGUAGUUUCUGGGCUGGCAAAAAGCAUGUAAAAUACAUGGAGCCAGUUCUUGUGCUGCUAUAAAUUGGUACAAGUUCAUGAGUUUUAAAGUAGUAUGUUAUGUUAGCUGAGCAUUUUAACUUUUUUGUUAAAUAUGUGGCUUCACCAUUGUUGUUUCUCCUAACAGGAAAAAAGAAUGCAAAAAAAAUCCCUUCCCAAAAUAAUAGAAGGUAAACAACUGUGGAGCUUUGGGCAGUGUAACUCUGGAGAUGGCUUUCCUCUGAGUCAGCAAGCAGUGGCUGAGGCUCCUGCCAGCUACGCAGUGCUGGAAUAGAUGAAUUCUAGCUUGAGCUACUUUUUCUUACAAGAUUUAACAGAAAACCAGGAGUUUAGUUUGCUGAUAAAUUGCCAUUUCUCAGAUUUUCCUCAUUUACCAGAUCAAGCCUGAUAAUGCCUAUCCAUCCCACCCAACAAACACCCCCACCAAACGAAACCUGCUCAUUUUUUACAGCAUAUUCUGUAUGAAUGUUACUUCUCUGCAUUCCUGGGAAGCGCUGUGGCAGUGUCCCCAGUGGUAUUUGUUCUGCUGUGCAGCUGAGGUGGAUUCCACACCAGGACUUUUUUCCUCAGCACUGCAAGAACAGUGAGGAAUGUGAGUUGCAGAAGUGCUGCUUAGUGCACAGGAUACACCUUGGCCAAGGGAAUAGCACUGGAGGAUAUUAAGAAACACAGCUGAGCAUGGAAAUCUGCUUCUCAGGCCUGAAAGACUCAUAACCAGCACAGCUCUGGUCACAGGUGAGAUGAAUGGCCAGUUUUCUGCCACUGAUUUAGGAGCAGGUGCAUUUGGAUUAAUAAUCCAACAAUUUAAACCAUGCAAAAUGCAGAAAGAUUUUCACUAUUUAUUUCCUAUAUAAACCUCAUAGGUUGGAUCCUCAGUUGUCCUAAUAGUGGGAAGACAACCAUCCCCAGUACAACUUGAUCUGUCCCCAAGCUCUGUUGCUGCCUCAGUGCUGGGCUGGUCCCAGGUGAGGCACCUCCCAGGUGGUCCCAGGCUGGGCCCCUCCCUGCAGCAGCGCCCAGAGUGGCCCCAGAGGACACAGGGCCGUGUCACAUCGUGCAGACUGGCAGGGUAAAUCAGUAAGAAAUGCUCUUUGCCUCUUGCUAAAUUACUGUCCCUUUUUGGUAUCUUUCAACCAUUCCCUCUGUCACUGCAGUACUUGUUAUCUGGAUGCUGUAAACAUUUUCCAGUGGCUCUUCUCCAGCCACACUAGUAAUGCAGCAUUAUUACUCAGUAGCCAAAACUUGUCCCUGCCCAUUAAAUUUCUAACGAAGCUACAAUCUCUUUUUAUACAAAAUCAGAAGCAGCUCACCAAGCCAGAAGAUAGUAUUUUUAAAUAGCUAUACUUUUACUUCUACUUUAUUUCUAAUUUCACAUAUGGUCCAUAUUUUAUACACUUUUUAAUUAAAAAAAAUAAUUCUGUAAGACAUAAUUCUAUUUUUGUAACUGGAAGGACAUCAUACUGGUAUUUUAAAAAUAAUAUAUAUUUUACACAAAACAAGCAAUGCUUGUAUCACUGAAUACUCCACAAGAAAAUAACAGAUUAAAAUAUUAUAGUAGGUAGCUGGUCUCAAUUUUUUAUACUGGAAACUUCGUUAAAGAAGUGGGUCUGUAGUUCAAAUAUGUAUUGAUAUCUAAGUAUUAUCACUUUAUACUGGGAUAAUUUGUAUUUUGUUGUACAUAGAAGGACUAAUAUAAACGAUGUAUUUAUAGUCAGAAUUAAUCUCUACAACAUGCUUAUUUUGGAAGGAUGUAAACAUAUGCUGACAUGCAAUGCUGGAAGGAAAUUACUGCUGUAUCAUUGCAAAUUUGUAAUAAGUGGUAUUCUAAAGAGAACUAAUGUUUUUUCUGUAAAUGGCUCUGUUCUAUAUGUACAGGAUUCUGUAUAGUAAGACAAUAAAACCAGCUGAGUAUCAGUGAGGAAUUUCUGCUGUAUAUUUCUGCAAAAUAUGUUAAUCCAAAAAUUUGGAAUACCAGUCUUCAUAAGGUAAAAAAUUAUAAAAUAAAUGUUUACAACAGAA